Messenger RNA from Solanum lycopersicum (tomato), 1209 nucleotides. Its product is annotated as protein RGF1 INDUCIBLE TRANSCRIPTION FACTOR 1-like. The record is from RefSeq and is a predicted model, not a curated record. NCBI's taxonomy places the organism in Eukaryota, Viridiplantae, Streptophyta, Magnoliopsida, Solanales, Solanaceae.
CACACUACAAGUACCCUUCCAUUUUCUCUCUCUCACCACCUAAAAUGUCAAAAAUCAAACACACCCUUCUCCUCUCUCUAAAAUAGAAGAAAAAACAUAGUUUCAAAUUUAGAAGUGAAAAAAGAAGUAUUUCAAACUGGCCAUUGAUAAUCAAGAUUCUACAAUCAAACACAAGAACAGAAGAAUUAUGGGUGUUGGAGGAGCUGAUGAAGAAGAAAAUAAUUGGCCACCAUGGUUAAAAUCAUUGCUUAAAGAAAGAUUUUUUUUUCAAUGCAAGUUACAUAUUGAUUCUCAUAAGAAUGAAUGCAAUAUGUAUUGCCUUGAUUGUAUUAAUGGUCCUCUUUGUUCUCUCUGUUUAUCUCAUCACAAAGACCAUAUUGUCAUUCAGAUAAGGAGGUCAUCAUACCAUGAUGUGAUAAGGGUGAAUGAGAUUCAAAAGUAUUUGGACAUUUCUUUAGUCCAAACAUACAUUAUCAACAGUGCUAAGAUUGUCUUUUUGAAUGAAAGGCCACAACCUAGGCAAGGCAAAGGUGUCACAAAUACAUGUCAAGUUUGUGAAAGGACCCUUCUUGAUUCUUUCAAAUUUUGCUCUCUUGGUUGCAAGGUUAUUGGGACCUCAAAGAACUUCAUUAAGAAACCGAGGGACUUAUCAGCAAAAAGGCAGUUAAAGGCGAUAGCAUCGGACUCCGAUGACCCUUACAGCCCCAACAACCAUAGUCGAUAUAGAAGUACCAUCAUCAACAAGGUGCAAAGUUUUAUUCCAUCGACACCCCCUCCAAGUUCUGUUAAUUACAGAACGGCCAAACGAAGAAAAGGAAUUCCACAUAGGUCCCCAAUGGGAGGACUAGUUAUAGAAUAUUAAGUCCUAAACUUAUAUACACAAAAUAUACAAUACAAUUACUGAAAAAAAUACUAGCGCCUUUCCUCCAAAAAGGCCAGUGUUUGAUAACUUUUGUCUAUAAAGAGAAAUAAUGUAAAGUUAGAGGGUGAACAUUGAAACAAAAAAAAUGGAAGGACUAAAUGUGUUAAAAUUAGAAGUUGGGAUUAGAUAAUACUUAAGUUAUUGUACUUAUUGAUAAUAUUAUACUGUUUGUUUGACUUUUGCUUUUCAAAGGUUUUGUAUCUACAAAAUUAGAUAAUACUGUCCUGUGGAUUGGAUAUUUGAACAUUUUGUAUCUAUAAAAAUGAGAGUUUUGGUAUUGUAAAUAA